GACGUUCAUAAAUAUAUGGCUGCGUGUGUGAGGCUACGGUGACAGCUGGCUUAGACUCCAUCUUUAGAAAUAUUAUAUCUCUGGUUUGUGGAGCCCAUUAUUUUAUUGCCAACCUGACAAAGUGUCAUUACUGCCAUUGCCAACUGCCGUGGCUUCCUUCGUUCCUUUACUUCAUACGCCACGCUUCCGCCAUUUUGUUGUUGUUUGUUGGGUUUAACUGUACGUGAUGGGCGCACUUUGACUGUCAGUAAUGAUUAUUAUUUAAAAUUACAAGUAUUAUGGAAUUAAUGGGGGACAAAAGAGGACGUUCAGUAAUGGCUUGAUAUUUUAUUAUAUUAUGUCGCGGGUCGCGCAAUGCACAAAUAUUAGCUAACGACUGGCGGCCAACUCAAUUUGCAUAUCGGUGGUGGAUUUGCAAUCUUCGCCGCCCUAGGCCACAGGCCCUGUAAUGUCCCAGUUAGGGAAGUUGACCUGCAUCAAUGAUAACUUUAACUUAUUGAGGGGCAUGUGAGCAGUAACUAUGAGCUGUUGGAGCAUUUAGGCACCAGGCUAUCUGAGGCGACUCACUUGAUCCAUAAGUUUUGAAACUGCUUUUUAAUAGAGUUGCCUCAUGCUACCUCGGCAACAUCCAUCAACAUCAGCAUUGGGACCAUUAAAAUCACCGUCCUCUUCUGAUGCUGGAUCUGGACAUACUCAAAACACGGAACAAAUCUGCCGAGAAUACAUCAGGGGCAAUUGCACCAAAUAUGGACAGUGCAAAUAUCGCCAUGAGCUCGAUACAAAUAGAAUGAAAGAGAUCUUACAGUUUUGCCACGACUAUCAAAAUCGAAACGGCUGUACACGUAAAAAUUGUAAAUUUCUUCACGCCAGCAAAGAAGAGCAAAAUACGUUUCUUGCAACAGGGCAAAUCCCUCGCGCCCUAGCUGAGAAACACGCCGCCUCGGCCGCUGCCGCCUCCAACAUGCAAUCGAACGCAGCUAAUGCAGAGACAAUUCCACAAAUUGCUAUGUUUAUUAGCGAAUCGUACAUGUCGCAACCGCCGCCCGCUCCCUGGCCGCCGCUGCCACCUCCGCAAGCCGUGCUGGCGCCGGUGGCGACUGCGCCGCCGCCACCGCCGCCGGCGUCAUCGCCGCCUAGGCACGCCGCAGGCCCAUCUGUCCCGUCAGCCCAACAGCUCCCUCCGAUGUCCGCCCCCGCGCCUUCCGUUUCUCAACUUCGCCCGGUAGCCACAACUUACUCUGCAAUGCCACAACAAACAUUAUUCUCAAUUAACCAGCCGGCGAUUGUGGUACCGGAAAAGUUUGACCCGUCGAAGCCGCCCCCUCCGCUGCCGUCGCACAUACAGCCCACUAACAACGGCUCCUUAAAAAGAAAAGUUGACACUAACGGAAACGCUGCAACAAGCAAGAUUCGGAAACCUGAUGGCCCUGAAGUGUCAGAGCAACACUGCGAAUGCUGUGUCCAGCGAGAAUUAAGAAUUGACGGGUACAAGCAGCAGAUGGAAGCAUUACACAAUGAGGAAGAGACGCAAAUUUUAUUAUAUAAAAAGAAAUUACAGGAAUAUGAAAUUGGGAGAGAUAUCUUAAAAAAACUUGUUGGGCCAGAACUGUUCGCCGUAUUUGACAAUCUGAUUGAGGGGGCUCAGGCACCACAACUGGAUAAUUCGGUGUCUUUUAAUUCGGAUUCACCAACUGUGUCUAUGCAGGCUGUUAGACAUCUAUUUAACAUGCUGCUCGGCGGCGGCACUAGAAAUAUCAUCGAUCCGGUUCCUUCAACAUCCCAUAUGGACGAAACGUUGCAGUCCCUUACAAGACGGCAUAAUGUCGGCUACAAUAAUGCUGGACCAGACUUGAUCAAAUUCGUCACUGAUACAUUAAGGAGUAGUAAUAUAGCAGAGAGAUCACCGUCAGUAGAAGAACGCCCAAGUGAACCGACGCUAAACAACAGAACAAAUGGCUAUUUAGCAAAUGGGCAAAAACCUCACACAAGCACAAGCGAACCUACGAGGUAUGGCGCAGCCGCUGGGUACGCUGGGCCCAGCGUGCAGGUUCCGGACUUCGGAGCCCGUGCGCACCAAGCGAUGCCCAACUACCCCGUGGCGGGCCCCAGCGGGUAUGCAGGCGCCCCUCCGCCCGCGCCGCCGCCUGCCAGCUACAUGUACCACCCGGCCGUCCCGCCACCGAACCGGCAUUACUACCCUCAGAACCCUGCUGUGUCCGGUACUGGCGGCAUGCAGUACAAUGGCACAGAGAGAGCGCCCGGCCCGGGCCCGGUCCAAGGGAUGCAGCCACCUGCUGUGCCAGGUGCUCUUCGACCGGCGGCAAAUGCCCCAAAUUACAAUUAUAUGGCUCGGUAUCCUCAGCCGCCUUACUUCCCACCUUACCAAUAGCCUCUGCAAUCCGCAAGCUGUGAAUCAUAUGGUGACCAUUAUCGAGAAAGACGAUUUUAAACUAAAAGGACACUACAUGUGCUAGUAUUACCUAAGUACGUUCUAAGAUGCGACUGCAGUGUUAACUUAGUAGGAGUGCAAGUGUGUUUUCCUUAAGACGAGACAUGUAAAUACUCUACAGUGUUAGAUACAUACCUAUUUAGCUUAUAAGCGAAUACUUUAGUUAACAUAAGUAUAAAGUGUAUAAUUUUUACAAUAGUUUAUUAUGUUGUUGUUAUUAAAUAUCUACAUAAUAUAAAAUUAAUGCUGAAA
Molecule: messenger RNA, 2701 nt
Organism: Cydia pomonella (codling moth)
Lineage: Eukaryota; Metazoa; Arthropoda; Insecta; Lepidoptera; Tortricidae
Product: DNA translocase FtsK-like
Exons: 14
Coding region: 611-2389 (592 amino acids)
Molecular function (GO): metal ion binding
Source: RefSeq, a predicted model, not a curated record